This is a messenger RNA of Momordica charantia (bitter melon), 868 nucleotides long. RefSeq names its product large ribosomal subunit protein uL16. NCBI's taxonomy places the organism in Eukaryota, Viridiplantae, Streptophyta, Magnoliopsida, Cucurbitales, Cucurbitaceae. Gene Ontology annotation, cellular component: ribosome. Gene Ontology annotation, biological process: translation. The record is from RefSeq and is a predicted model, not a curated record. Gene Ontology annotation, molecular function: structural constituent of ribosome.
AGGGUUUCGAAAGAGGGACGAGCCGACGAGGUCAAGUUCGAGCAGAGAGGGACGAAGGAACGCACGCUCGCGAUGGGGAGAAGACCUGCUAGGUGUUACCGACAGAUUAAGAAUAAGCCAUAUCCCAAAUCUCGGUUCUGUCGUGGUGUUCCUGAUCCUAAAAUCAGGAUCUAUGAUGUUGGAAUGAAGAAGAAAGGAGUGGAUGAAUUUCCAUUUUGUGUUCACCUAGUGAGUUGGGAGAAAGAAAAUGUGUCCAGUGAGGCUUUGGAAGCCGCUAGGAUUGCUUGUAACAAGUAUAUGGCCAAAUUUGCUGGAAAGGAUGCGUUCCAUUUGAGGGUCAGGGUGCACCCCUUCCAUGUUCUGCGAAUUAAUAAGAUGCUUUCAUGUGCUGGGGCUGAUAGGCUCCAGACUGGAAUGAGAGGUGCUUUUGGCAAGCCACAAGGAACCUGUGCAAGAGUGGCAAUUGGUCAGGUUCUUCUUUCGGUCCGCUGCAAGGAUAGCAACAGCCAGCACGCCCAGGAGGCCCUCCGUCGUGCUAAGUUCAAGUUCCCUGGACGUCAGAAGAUCAUUGUUAGCAGGAAGUGGGGAUUCACUAAAUUCAGUCGAGCUGAUUAUCUUAAGUUCAAGGCAGAGAACAGAAUUCUUCCCGAUGGUGUUAACGCCAAGCUUCUUGGAUGCCACGGGCCUUUAGCGAAUCGUCAGCCUGGAAGAGCUUUUCUAGAAGCUGCCUAAUCUUCUCAGCUAGUUGUUUCGUUUUGUCUUGAUUUUUAAGUUUUUGAUACUUGAACAAAUCUCUGUCAUUAUAUUUCGUUUGUAUUAACUCAUUAUUCAGGCCAGUUUUAAUUCAGUACCAAGUUUUGCUUAAGAA